UGCUCGGUCUCUAUUCUGAUGUCUUGAGUUGGAUGCAUGAGUUGACUGUUUUGAGUAAGUGGUUGAGUCAUGUCUAGGUUGGUUGGUGAACAGAAGGGAGAUUCUUCCUUUACUCGAUUUUGCUGCACUCGAAUGUCCUUUGUGGUGGUUGUCCAGGUUGCUAUUGAAGUUGGUCAGGUAUUGAUGUUUGAAAACCAGUACGAUUCACAGGUUCUGUGCCUUUAUGACUUGUCCCCAAUGUUGGUUGAUUGAAAUAUGUAAGCUUACCUUGUGUCUGACUUGGUUUGCUUGGGGACAAGCAAACGGUUAAGUAUGGGGGAGUUUGAUAGACCGUUAAUUACACAUGUUUUUACCCCUGUUCUUACACCGUUUGAGAUGUGAUUUCUCGUGUUUUAGGCCGAUUUCACGCUAGGUUGUGCUUGUUUGUGAUAUUUCAGGUCCUAGUACGUGAAUGGAGGCUUGGGAGCGAGUUUGGGGUCGAUUGGAUGAAGAUCGGGCGCGAGGCAAGCCGAUGAGGAAGCCACACGGGCACACAUAACCAUCACACGACCGUGCAAAUGACAAACCUGGCCGUGUGGGAUUAUGCGAGCCUUCACACGGGCACAAGUAAUUUCCACACGGCCGUGUGGAGGAGCAAGGUGGCCGUGCGAGUUUCGCCGAGAGCAAACACGGGCAGGAUGGAAAUCCCACACGGCCGUGCUACCCUGGCCGUGUGGGAAGCCUGAAUUUCGACUUAAUGAUACGCCGCGUUUUGACUCACACGGGAAACUGGGUGAGCCACACGGCCGUGUGGCCUGCCCGUGUGAGUCGGGAAUUGCUGGUUAAAACCCGAUUUUCAGCCAAAGGAAAGGAGAGCUGGGUUUUUGGUUCCCAAACACCCAAGGGACGAACCCUAGAGAGAGAGCGACUUGGGAACAUUCUUGGAGCUAUUUUGGAGGAUUUCUUCGCCAUUGGAGCUCGGGAAUCAAGCUUGGAGAUGGAGAUUGAAGAUCUAGAUCAGAUUUCUGCAGUCUCUCUCUUCUCUAUGGAGUAACUUCCCUUCACUUAGGUUUUGAGGAACCCUAGUUCCAUGAGUUAGGAUCUUUCUUGUAUGAAGUUUGGGAUGAUAUUACUGUUUGAUUAUAAUCGAAUGAUGCAUGUUUAUUGAGUCAAUUGAAGUCUGAUCAACUUUUCCUAAUUUCUGCUGCAACCUGAGAUAGAUAGAAUCUGAUUAGGUUGCUAGAGUCUCAUCAUUCGGUAGUAGGAGUUUGGUUAAACGAGAGUUAUCCAGAGUACUGCUUUGUACUGGAAUCCAAUUCCAAUAGUGGAGUUCUAUGCUUAUUGCUUCAGCUUUCUAUCCCGGUGAAGACUAGUCGUCUGCCGGAUAGUUAGACUGAGAGGGCUUGGUCAGCUUAAGAGAUUCCAAGCUACUGUCGGAUCUUCCGCAGUUUAAUCAACAGUAAAAAAACCAAAAGGAAUUACAACUUGGACCUAAUUGAGGAGCUAGGGGGAAUCAUACCUAAGUGAGUUCACAACUUGUAAUUAGUAGAGUAGUCAGUAGAGUAGUUUAUAAAUCAAUCCUUAAUCUAGUUUGCUAGAUAAUGAACUAAAGCUGAGUAAUAGUAACUCUAGAGACCCGUGGAUUCGAUAUUUAUUACUUGUGCCACUAUACUGCAGUCCCUUUCAUUGGUUACACUUGGCCAUUGUUAGGUGUUGUGUUUUAGAUCAUCAACCCGCGAUAGAGAUUCCGCUGUGCGGGUGAACCAUUGGUUCAACCCAUUUGUUUUAGGGUGGGGUGUUACAGAUACAUUCUCUACAAGUAUGAGAGAUAUUAUGUUCUAGUUUUUUUAAUCAGUUUCUGGAAUUUUUGGGAUAAGAUGUAAUGCUUACCACCAAUGCAGUCAAAAGCACGAUUCUACCUAGAAGCGGAAAAUGGGUAAAAUCGUAAAGCGUAGAAUCAAAGCGUAAAAGCGUAAGUUUUUUACGCGUGCUGUAAAAUAACUAAAAAGUUGUUAAGUAUGGCAUAGACUAUGUAAAAAUAUGAGUGUUAGGAAUUUAGAUAAGUUAAUAAAUACCUUCAAUUUAUGUCUAAAGUAGACCAACUUAUAGCAUCUUAACAAUAAGUUCGUAAACAUAAAUCAUCUUAAUAAUAAGCCACAUUCCCUUCUAUACUAGAAUUUGAGAAUGACCUAGCUGGUGAAUUAGAUUAUUGUAUUGAAGAUGAGAAUGCAUCCAAGUACCCGGUAUGUAUCUUUUAAUCUCAAAUGUAUCAUAUUGUUGGUGAUUUACCUUUAAAAUAUACUUUUUGUAAUUAAUUUCUUGAAAAGAAUACCCAUUUAGUGAACUAAAAGCGUAAAAGCGUA
Linum trigynum is the source of this 2342-nucleotide messenger RNA. Lineage: Eukaryota; Viridiplantae; Streptophyta; Magnoliopsida; Malpighiales; Linaceae. The record is from the annotation of a GenBank genome assembly.